UUUCAAACGAGUAAACAAACAGUGGUUUCACUCAUGAGUUGCUUUUCAUAUGACAACCAAUUGUCUCACAUUUCAGAUGAUUAUCACACCAUUUAGUGAUCACAACAAGACAUGACAUCACCACUGGAACUGCAAUCGCUGACCAUCUCGGGAGUGGAGGUGUUGUUCCCAUACAAACCAUAUGACAUUCAAUUGGAUUACAUGAAGAGUAUUAUCCACUGCUGUCAACAGCAAAAAGUAGACGAAAACCAGUCGUCGGGCGCCGUCUUCUUCGGUGUCUUUCGGGGAAAACUCUCCGAAGGAAUCGAUUUGCCGGACGACUACUGUCGCGGCGUUAUAAUGACUGGCCUUCCCUUCCCAGCAGUGAUGGACCCGAGAGUUAUACUUAAGAAAGAGUAUCUAAAUAAAGCAAACACUGGACUCACGCCUAGUGUUUGGUAUGCAUUACAAAUGAAACGAGCAUUAAAUCAAGCGAUCGGACGAGUGGUCAGACAUAAGGAUGACUUCGGAGUCAUUAUUCUUAUGGACUCGCGAUUCGCAACCCUUUCCGACGGUCUGUCCAAAUGGAUCGAGAGGUUCAUUGAACACAAUGACAACAAUCAAAGUCCUUAUGUGAACCAAAACCAAUAG
Molecule: messenger RNA, 630 nt
Organism: Oppiella nova
Lineage: Eukaryota; Metazoa; Arthropoda; Arachnida; Sarcoptiformes; Oppiidae
Source: the annotation of a GenBank genome assembly